AUGGAGCCGUCGAAAGGAUCGUCCGCGCUCUUCAGCGUAUUCUUGCGAUUACGGCCCAGCACUACCGACAACGAGCGAUUCUUGGACGUCGAAGAACCAACAGAAGACGCGCCGACGCCGACACAUAUCACGAUCAAGCCAUCUGCAAAUGACAAGAGAAAACGGGCGGUUGAGAGAUUCGCAUUCACCAGAGUCUAUGAGGAAAAUGCAGGACAACGAGACAUCUUCGAUACUGCAGGAAUUUUGCCCAUGAUCGAGGGCGUUCUUGGAGCGCCGGGAAGAGAAGGACGAGAUGGUCUGCUCGCAACGCUGGGUGUGACUGGAUCGGGGAAGGUAUAUAGCAAGAGAAAUAGCCAUACCAUUCUUGGCUCCAAAACGCAACGAGGUCUUACUCAACUGGCUCUUGACGUGCUAUUCCGAUCAACCGAGCCUCAGCUUGCCGACGCCGACUCGAGUGACUACACAUACAAUUCUCUAAUCGCCGCAGAUGCCACAGAGUCCACGCUCUUCCGAGCACAGGACUUCCUGGACAGCAUCUACGACAACGGCAAUGUCUCUCGACUCUCACGAGCCGCAACGCCUGCAUUGAACCCGUCCAAUCAUACCCUGCACCACUCUCCUUCUAAAAACCACCUUACCAGAUUCACUCGCAGCAUCGCCAAACUUACACAGUCUUUUCGUGAGCAGGAGUCGUCCUUCCUUUCUGCCCCGGGUGCGAAGCGUUAUACCCCUCGUGUUUCUGUCCUGCCCACCUCCCCUUCCAUCGACGAUAUUGCAAUGGAAAUCGACGAGAGUGCCGAGUAUGGCAUUGUUGUCAGCAUGUACGAAGUCUACAACGACCGCAUCUUCGACCUGCUGACGGCAACCGCGUCUGGAAAGUCGCCGGCAAAGAGGAGGGCAUUGUUGUUCAAGAGCACGGAAGGCUCGCCUGAGCGCAAAGUUGUCGCUGGUUUGAGGAAGGUGAUCUGCUCCAGCUUGGAAGAAGCGUUACUGGUGCUCGAGACUGGUCUUCAAGAGCGUCGAGUGGCCGGCACUGGUAGCAACGCCGUCUCUUCUCGCAGUCACGGCUUCUUCUGCAUUGAUGUCAAGAAGCGGCAUCGGGGUCGUGGAAUACCGGGUCCUUGGACGAGCAGCACCAUGACCAUCGUCGAUCUUGCAGGCUCCGAGAGGGCUCGUCAAGCAAAGACCGCAGGCGCCACGCUCGCAGAAGCCGGCAAAAUCAACGAAUCACUCAUGUAUCUUGGACAGUGCAUGCAGAUGCAGUCUGACAACUCACACAACCCACCACAGAAAGCGAUCAUGAUUGUGACAGCAGAUCCUCUAGGCGAUUUCAACGCAACAUCCCAGAUCCUACGAUAUUCUGCGUUGGCUCGAGAAGUCACAGUUCCUCGUAUCCCAAGCAUCACCUCACAAAUCCAGGCCGGCACAUCAUACCCAGAAUCUAAGUGCGGAUAUGCAUCCGGUCGUCAGACUCCAUCAAGCGUCAUGCAAGAUCUCGAAGGCGCACUGACCGAGAUCACUCGUCUAAGAGAAGAGCUCGAGAUCACACAAGUCCGGCUCGAAGAAGAGACGAAUCGUCGCAUGGAAGCCGAAGCCGCUUGGGCACAAUCCGAAGUCCGCAUCGAUGCGAUCGAAGAGCAGAUCCGGGCCGAAGUGUACGAUGAGAUGGAUGCCAAACUCGAAACCGAGCGGAGAAGAUGGCGCGCGGCUCGAGACGAAGAGAUGGAUCGACAAGACGAGCACAUGGACCGAAAAAUCGACCUUCUCACGCUGAGUAGUCUGGCAUUGAAGGGACCUGGGAGAAAAGUCAGCGCUCAGCAGAAUGGUCGUGUUUCUGAGCUUGAAGAUGAGAAUGCUAGACUUCGAGCGCAAUUGGCGAAUAUGGAGCGUGAGAAGGGGCCGAGGAGUCCGAGUAAGAAAAUGCGAGUGCUCAAGACUCGGAAGUGGGAGGGUGAGGGUAUGAGCUUUGAUGAUGGUCUUUGA
Molecule: messenger RNA, 1983 nt
Organism: Pseudocercospora fijiensis CIRAD86
Lineage: Eukaryota; Fungi; Ascomycota; Dothideomycetes; Mycosphaerellales; Mycosphaerellaceae
Exons: 6
Coding region: 1-1983 (660 amino acids)
Biological process (GO): microtubule-based movement
Cellular component (GO): nucleus; kinesin complex; microtubule
Molecular function (GO): ATP hydrolysis activity; microtubule motor activity; ATP binding
Source: RefSeq, a predicted model, not a curated record